ACUCCAAACUCCAAACAAUGACUUAUCAGACUUAUUUUUUAGCUUUUUGAAGAUCUUCAUCGAGGUAAGGCAAGAUUACAUUUAGGUAUCGAAGAAAGCUGUGAAAGGUGCUACAAUGUCCGUCUUCUAAAGAUGUAUGUUGAGCUGUAUGGAGACAACACCCAAGAAGACAAUAACAUGCCAGCUAUGGUCCACUUAAAAGUGAGACAUGGAAGCGCUUCAUAUUUUAAAGAUGGUUCUGGAAACAUCAAACAAUUUCGUCAGAAGCUGUCUAUUGAUACUUCCUGGCGAAAACUUGUAUUCAACCGAUUUGCGAUAACAAACACAGACAGGUGUAAUCAAGAUUCAAGGGAAGGGAACCUCGGUUCUUCAUUUUGCAUGACCAUGGAUGACCCUCGCCUUGAAGCAAUGUGCUGUAACUUCCUCAGUGACACUCCAUGUAACGAUGCUCUCAUUGGAGCUGCAGAAUGCCAGAGUUUAUUUGGAACUUACGACAUGGAAAUACCCAUUAAUGAGAAUGCUGAAUGUGGUGGCUCACCGCUACCAGAUAAGAAUUGUAGAGACUUCGAUAUAUCCAUCUACACCAAGAUGAAUGUUUGGUUUUAUUUUAUGUACUGGAGUGACGCCUAUCCCUCAUCUCCCAAUGAUCCAAGAUGCAGUGCUGAAGCAAAGAAAAGAGACGACGUGAAUCAUGUUGGAGCACACCUGAAAUCGCGUCUUACUUUGACUCACCGACCUUUGAAUACCUCUCACAGAAAAGGGACAUAAAGGUAGAUAAAGAUUCAUUUGUCUCAUUGCCAUAAAAGAAGAAGGAGAAAUAAAUAAAACUUAAUAAAGGUUAAAAAUGAAACUGGUCAAAACGCCGCAAAGUGUUUUUAAAAGCUCACUAAAACAAGUAAAUAAAAUAAGGGACCGUCCAUUUUUUUUUUAUCGGCAGGGGGUGGUGGCUGGUUGUUUUGAGGAGUGUCCACCCAAACAAAACAUGCAUGUAAAAGGAGGGGCAUGCAAAAUUAUUGUACUAUUGUACUUGUAUAUUCAAUAUAACAUAUUUCGUAAGAAUCAAGAGAGUAGGGGUCGUGUCAAAAGGACAUGGUCAAAG
Messenger RNA from Exaiptasia diaphana, 1099 nucleotides. RefSeq lists its product as uncharacterized. The record is from RefSeq and is a predicted model, not a curated record. The coding region runs from base 133 to 768 and encodes 211 amino acids. Lineage: Eukaryota; Metazoa; Cnidaria; Anthozoa; Actiniaria; Aiptasiidae. The transcript has 4 exons.